This is a messenger RNA of Chionomys nivalis (European snow vole), 2590 nucleotides long. It is a transcript of the gene Vps26a, whose product is annotated as VPS26 retromer complex component A. The record is from RefSeq and is a predicted model, not a curated record. Bases 118 to 1101 code for a protein of 327 amino acids. The transcript has 9 exons. Gene Ontology annotation, biological process: retrograde transport, endosome to Golgi; intracellular protein transport. Gene Ontology annotation, cellular component: endosome; retromer complex. NCBI's taxonomy places the organism in Eukaryota, Metazoa, Chordata, Mammalia, Rodentia, Cricetidae.
UGGUCACGUGCGGCUGGUGGCCUACGGUCACGUGACGUGCGGCGGGGCGCAGGCAGCCGGGCUGGGAGUUCUCCCGAGGAAAAGCCAAGUGAAGUGGGGGACCCGGCGGCGGUGACAAUGAGUUUUCUUGGAGGCUUUUUUGGUCCUAUUUGUGAGAUCGAUGUUUCCCUUAAUGAUGGGGAAACCAGGAAAAUGGCAGAAAUGAAAACUGAAGAUGGCAAAGUAGAAAAACACUAUCUCUUCUAUGAUGGAGAAUCUGUUUCAGGAAAGGUAAACCUAGCCUUUAAGCAGCCUGGAAAGAGGCUAGAGCAUCAAGGAAUUAGAAUUGAAUUUGUAGGUCAAAUUGAACUUUUCAAUGACAAGAGUAAUACUCAUGAGUUUGUAAACCUAGUGAAAGAACUAGCCUUACCCGGAGAGCUGACUCAGAGCAGAAGUUAUGAUUUUGAAUUUAUGCAAGUUGAAAAGCCAUAUGAGUCAUACAUCGGUGCCAAUGUCCGCCUGAGGUAUUUUCUUAAGGUGACGAUUGUGAGAAGGCUGACAGACUUAGUGAAAGAGUACGAUCUUAUUGUUCACCAGCUUGCUACCUAUCCUGAUGUCAACAACUCUAUUAAAAUGGAAGUGGGCAUUGAAGAUUGUCUGCACAUAGAGUUUGAAUAUAAUAAGUCAAAGUAUCAUUUAAAGGAUGUGAUUGUUGGAAAAAUUUACUUUUUAUUAGUAAGAAUAAAAAUACAACACAUGGAGUUACAACUCAUCAAGAAAGAGAUCACAGGAAUUGGACCCAGCACCACAACAGAAACAGAAACAAUUGCUAAAUAUGAGAUAAUGGAUGGUGCGCCAGUGAAAGGAGAAUCUAUUCCAAUAAGAUUGUUCUUAGCAGGGUAUGACCCAACUCCCACAAUGAGAGAUGUGAACAAGAAGUUUUCAGUAAGGUACUUUUUGAACCUGGUGCUUGUUGAUGAGGAAGACAGAAGGUACUUCAAGCAGCAGGAGAUCAUCCUGUGGAGAAAAGCACCUGAAAAACUGAGAAAACAGAGGACGAACUUUCACCAGCGGUUUGAAUCUCCAGAGUCACAGGCAUCUGUGGAACAGCCCGAGAUGUAAGCAGAAUAGGACAAAAGCAGCAAGAACAAGAACUGUAGCCAAGAGCUGAAGCUCAGUGGACUAAAGAUGGUAACAGCCUGGGGGAAAGUCCAACUCUGUCUGCUCGUCUUCCUUAUCCUCAAGUGCUGCAUUUAUCUUACAGUAUGAUUAAAGAUUCUUUGUGUAUAUACAUUUUAAAAAGUGCUUUCUUGGAAACACUGGAGAAUUCUUAAGCUGCCUUUUUUGUUUUCUUUUUUACUGCACACUGAUAAGAACUCAGAUGCAUCAGCAAAAAUAUUAAGGAUUUUCAUGUGAGUAGGCUGGUAUUUGUAAUUUUGUUUCCUUUAUACAUAAUGUUGAAAUUUCUUUUCUCUUUUUUCAUGCUAAUGAUUACCUCUUAUUCUCUAUGUGCAAAAAAUUAAAUUUUUUUUUUUGUUGUUUAAGUAAAAUGAGAAAACCUGAGUAGUCCUUAUGUCUUGCAUAGUUUUAAGGCACGGUUCCUCAGUACUUUUGAGAAUUGUUUUUACAUUUGUAUCAGAAACCAACCUGGUGUUGCAUGGUAGAUGCUUCUGGAUCUGCCAUUUCACGGCUUCCUGAAUUUUAAUCUUUGGGCUCUUCUGAGGUGUAUUAAAAUUUUCCAACCAAGAGUGUACGUGGCAUGUGGUUGUGGUCCUCUUCCCCCAUGUUAACCUUUUUUGCUAUUUCUGUAUUACCAUGUAGGUUCUGCAGUGUGGAGCUCACACGUUGGCAUUUUAGAAUGUCUUAAUCCUGUAUCAUUUUUCCAUAAAUACUUUGAAACAUGUAUAUACUUUUUAAUAUAAGGACUCUUUGCCAUAUGUAUGUAUAUAUUUCUUUGGGGAUAAGAGGACCUGUGAAGCAAAUACAAGGAUCCACCAGAUCUGGACAAUUUUUUGUUAACUGGAACAUUGGUUUGUUCAAACUCAAUUAAACAUCACCUAGUCCAUUUAAAAAAAAAAACAAAAAAACAAAAAACCAAAAACACUAAAUUCAGGUCAUUUGUCCAGUGUCUCUGAAGAAGGUGGCUGCAGUCAUCUGAGCACAGACAGUAAUGUGGAACAUGGGCAAGACAAGUCUGCUGUGUGGGAGUUACUCAGUUCAUUUUUCUUUCCUACUAGUAUUCCUUGACACACCUCAGAGCAAGUUUUGUCAGUUAGCCUUACUUUCUGAGUAACAGCCCGAGUUACAUUUCUUUAAAUCUAUUUUACUAUGAUGGCACUUUGAUAAAAUGGCCAGCAACCAACCCUGGCCAAGGUUCCACAUACCACGUCCUGGAGCAGCUAUUGUAAAUGUGGAUUUCUAAGAAUGGCCAUGUUUCCCUUCAUGUAAGUGCCUGUUCAGAGUUUCAAAUUUUCAAAAUGCCAAAUAUUUUCAUGGUCACUUGCAUGUAGUAAUCUAGGAAUAUUCAGAGAUUUUGAAAACCAAUUGUAUUUAACCAGCCUCAAGUUGUGCAACUAUGAUAUAUAAUAAAUAAUUUGAAACAAAAUCUGUG